ACAGCGGUUCCACGCUGAGAGCCCUCACUUAACUUCAAGACCGGCAUUAUCUAACAUUUUUGGGACUUUAAAAUCAUAUAUUCUGGCGAGUGGCAAGGACCUUCAACACUUGCCAUUUAGUUAAGGUGUAGGUGUAUAUUGGUUGACACUCCGUAUUCUUGAAUCUUGUCUAGAGCUGCAAUAACCCGGACAGUGUUCCAAACAAAAGCCACUGAACGACUUGGCUAUAGCCGACAGCCUACAUGCAUUGUUUUUAUCUAGCUAUAGCUUGAUUUAGUACAUUUUUAUAGGUGCCCCGUUAAACUGUGUCUAUAGCUAUGAAUAAAUCUAAACUAGCAGUCGGACUUUUAGUCGUUGGCACUCUGACGGUAGUUUUUGGAACAGUUCUUGUUUUCGUUGGACCAAUCAUUAUCGACAACCAAAUAGUCAAGAACUUAGUGAUAGACCCUAAGAAUGAGAUGUCCUACACCAUGUGGAAGGAUGUUCCUGUCCCCUUCUUCAUGACUGUCUAUUUCUUCAAUGUCCUGAACCCUACUGAAGUCCUGGCUGGAGAGAAACCCAUGGUGGAGCAGAGAGGUCCCUACGUAUACAGGAAGCGUAUUCAGAAGCAGAACAUCACGUUCCAUCCAAACCACACAGUGUCGUAUCUUGAAUACAGGAGCUACUUCUUUGAGCCCAGCAUGUCAGUGGGCAAUGAGUCGGAUGUGGUCACCAUCCCCAACAUGCUUGUGUUGGGUGCAGCAGUGAUGAUGGAGAACUUGCCGUUCCCAGUGCGUCUGAUGAUCAGCACCACCUUUAAGACCUUUAAGGAGGGACCUUUCCUCACCAAGUCUGUAGGAAAGCUGAUGUGGGGCUAUGACAGCAAGCUGGUGGACUUCCUCAAUAAAUGGCUCCCUGGGAUGCUGCCUUCCACUGGCAAGUUUGGCCUUUUUGCUGAGUUUAACAACUCAAAUACUGGUUUGUUCACAAUCCACACCGGCGAAGAUGACAUCAGGCUGAUUCACAAAGUGGACUCAUGGAAUGGCAUGACCAAGUUGACCAAUUGGAAGACUCCUCAGUGUAACAUGAUCAACGGUACAGCUGGACAAAUGUGGCCUCCCUUCAUGACUAAAGAGUCUACACUGCCCUUCUACAGUCCUGACGCCUGCAGAUCUUUGGAGAUGGUGUACCAGCGUGAGGGGAUAAUGGAGGGGAUUCCUCUGUACCGUUACGUGGCUCCUAAGACUCUGUUCGCUAAUGGCUCAGACUACGCUCCCAACGAGGGAUUCUGUCCCUGCAGACAGUCUGGCCUCCUCAAUGUCAGCAGCUGCAGAUCCAACUCCCCAGUGUUUAUCUCCCACCCGCACUUCUACAAUGCUGACCCUGUCCUGCUAGACUAUGUACAGGGACUUCAGCCUACUGAGGACCAACAUGGACUCUUCAUAGACAUCCACCCUGAGACUGGUGUACCUCUGAAUGUGUCUAUCCGUCUGCAGCUCAACUUGUACAUGAAGAAAGUGUCUGGGAUCACGGAAACUGGGAAGAUCUCAGAGGUGAUGAUGCCCAUGAUGUGGUUUGAGGAGAAUGGUUAUAUCGAUGGUGAAAUCCUGACGACGUUCCACACUAACCUGGUGCUAUUGCCCAAGGUGAUGGUGUACAUGCAGUACUGUUUCAUAGUCCUGGGCCUGGCCACCAUACUGGGGGUUGUACUACUAUACUACAGGAAGAAGGCGUCGUUGAAAAAAAAUCUGCCUACAGUGAUCCAGAACCAUGGGGCAUCUGUUAAAGACACCGUAAACAGCGCAGAUGCCCUCAAACAAGACGGACAAAUGUAUCGUGAAUGACACAGGUGCAUGUGUGGGUGAGCCAUGAACUCCCUUAGGCCUGGGCUGGCAUCUGCCUGCAUGAACUCCCUCAGGUCUGGGCUGGCGUCUGCCUGCCUACACCUCAAUCGGUCUGGUUCUCACCUGGUACGGUUCUCAGCUGGUCCUGCGUCUGCUCCUGUAGAAGCUCUGGACCUAGGUUCUGUUUAGGACUUACGAGUCGAAAGGGAAAGGCAGGACCACUCCGGUGUCCCAUCCAACCCUCCAAUGAGGAUCGUCAUGCAUCCUGUCUUUGUUUUAUGUUGUGAAUCUCUCGUCUCUCUUAUCCUUGCAUUUCCUCACAGUAUCAUGUGUUUUUACUAGUCCUGAAAUGCUGUAGGAAUCCACUGAACAGAAAUAUAUAUGCAACAAUUUCAUGAGUUACAGUUCAUAUAAGAAAUACAUUAAUUAGGCCCUAAUCUCUUAAUUCAUAUGAUGGGAAUACAGACAUGCAUCUAUUGGUCACAAAUACCUUAAAAAAAAAAGUUGUGGCGUGGAUCAGAAAACCACUCAUCUGGUGUGACCACCAUUUACCUCAUGCAGCAUGACAUCUCCUUCACAUAGAGUUGAUCAGGCU
This is a messenger RNA of Salmo salar (Atlantic salmon), 2418 nucleotides long. RefSeq names its product scavenger receptor class B, member 1 (gene scarb1). Lineage: Eukaryota; Metazoa; Chordata; Actinopteri; Salmoniformes; Salmonidae. Gene Ontology annotation, biological process: plasma lipoprotein particle clearance; recognition of apoptotic cell; cholesterol import. The record is from RefSeq and is a predicted model, not a curated record. Gene Ontology annotation, cellular component: caveola; cytoplasm. Gene Ontology annotation, molecular function: lipid binding; low-density lipoprotein particle binding; scavenger receptor activity.